Messenger RNA from Symbiodinium sp. CCMP2456, 551 nucleotides. The record is from the annotation of a GenBank genome assembly. Lineage: Eukaryota; Dinophyceae; Suessiales; Symbiodiniaceae.
GAAUCAUGCAGAUGUUCCAGGCGGAGCUGCAGAAGGUGCUGGAGGACGAGGACCUGCGGAGCCGCCUCCUACUACGGGUGGGGUGGAUUUCGGAGGGUGCCACGGCGCUCUCGCCGGUAUGGCAUUACUAUCGGCGGGAUCCAGAGAGCAAGACCUCCGUGAAGGCCGACCGUCCCCCCUUGACACAGGACCAGGUCCAGGAGUGCGUUGCGACUCUGCUCAGGACGACUUGCCUGCCGGGUGUGCUCCUUCGCUUUCGGUCUACCCGGCCUCUGGGCACACAGACACAGAGCGAAGUUGUCCCGUUUUUGAUCUCAGUGGGGCUUCGAGGCCAGCAUGCUCAGGAGGCGCACACAGCGCUGACACUCCUGUCAGACAACGGCGCGGCCAAGCUCCUGGGGAUGUGCUUUCGCCCCGAGAGAAUGGCGAAAUCGGCCAUGGGCAAGGCCGUGGAGGAAGCCUACCUCCAGACACCCUACACGGAUUGGACACGCCGAUCGUCCACGUGGAACGCGCCAGCUGCAGCACCGGCACAGGAGGGCAGCAGCUAG